GCGAGCCUGAGACCCCCGCUCUCCCGGAGCGCGGGCAGGGGCUCUGAAUCCCUAGGACCCUCGCACAUGGAUGCACACGUCGCUUUCUCGGGUUUCCCAGCCCUGCCCUCGGUCUCGCCGUCGGGGCCGCAGCCGUCGCCGCUAGCAGGAGCCGAGCCGGGACGCGAGCCCGAGGAGGUGGCCAGCAGCCGGGACGCGGAGCCCACGGCCGCGCCGGGCCCGGGGAGGAGGCGCCGGCGGCCGCUGCAGCGUGGGAAGCCGCCCUACUCGUACAUCGCGCUCAUCGCCAUGGCCCUGGCGCACGCUCCGGGCCGCCGCCUCACGUUGGCCGCCAUCUACCGCUUCAUCACCGAGCGCUUCGCCUUCUACCGCGACAGCCCGCGCAAGUGGCAGAACAGCAUCCGCCACAACCUCACCCUCAACGACUGCUUCGUCAAAGUGCCGCGCGAGCCGGGCAACCCGGGCAAAGGCAACUACUGGACGCUCGACCCGGCGGCCGCCGACAUGUUCGACAACGGCAGCUUCCUGCGGCGCCGCAAGCGCUUCAAGCGCGCAGAGCUGCCCGCGCCGCCUCCGCCGCCCUUCCCCUACGCGCCCUUCCCGCCCGCGCCCGCGCCCGCGCCGCCCGCGCGCAUCUUCCGCCUGGACAGCCUGCUGGGCCUGCAGCCGGAGGCACCGGGGCCCGUGGCUUCCGAGCCGCCCUGCUGCGCCGCGCCCGACGCCCCCUACCCGCCCUGCGCCGCCGCCGCCUCGCCGCCGCUCUACUCGGCCGCGCCCGAGCGCCUGGGGCUGCCCGCGCCGCUGCCCGCCGAGCCUCUCCUGGCCUUGGCGGGACCGGCCGGAGCGCUCGGGCCGCUCAGCCCCGGGGAGGCUUACCUGAGACAGCCGGGCUUCGCGCCCGGCCUGGAGCGCUACCUGUAGCCAUCUCCGCUGAGACAGCACCUG
Molecule: messenger RNA, 945 nt
Organism: Phodopus roborovskii (desert hamster)
Lineage: Eukaryota; Metazoa; Chordata; Mammalia; Rodentia; Cricetidae
Gene: Foxe3
Product: forkhead box E3
Exons: 1
Coding region: 67-921 (284 amino acids)
Biological process (GO): regulation of transcription by RNA polymerase II; cell differentiation; anatomical structure morphogenesis
Molecular function (GO): RNA polymerase II cis-regulatory region sequence-specific DNA binding; DNA-binding transcription factor activity, RNA polymerase II-specific
Source: RefSeq, a predicted model, not a curated record